CGGUUAGAGGACGAUGUUUGGAAAACCCUCAAGGUUAUUUACACUACGGAUAUUUCCAGGCACGCGCCGAGCGAACGGACGUUGACACGUACACAGAAAACUUGACACGUUGAAGUUUUGCCUCCAUGUGCUUCCAUAUCAGCACAGCGAGCUACAGCUGUGGUCUCUGCCUGUCCUUUUCGGUAGGGAAUGCAACUAGCUGUCGUCAUGGCUCAACUUCUCACGCUAAUCUCGCUGGUUUCCCUCCUCUUCGUGGCCAAGACUUUCAUUCAGACGGCAGAGAGCGAGACGGAGGAAAACACAACCCCAACCACGACUUACGAUGAGUGGUAUCAGAGUGGUAUGGACUCCUACAACAAGGAGGACUGGGAAGACACCAUUUACUACCUGGAGAAAGCCUUGGAAGAGUUCAAUUUCUACCGAUCUAGUCUGGUAGAAUGCCGCCUGAAAUGCUCGAAUGUCACCCGUACGCGUGCCUCCAGCUCGCAGAAGGACGAGGAAAAUUUAUUGACGGAGAUGCAGUACUUCCAGGGACUGUUCCUGAAGGCCAACUGCGUCCGAAAGUGUAAAUUCGACAAGUUGGGCAACCGUCCGCAGCUCAUCGACAAUGAUUUGACGGACAAGUUCCUGAGCCGGAUGCCUUAUAGUUAUUUGCAGUUUGCUUAUUACAAGAGCUUUGAAUAUGAGAAAGCGGUUGCGGCUGCCUAUACGUACGUGCAGUGGCACCAGGAUGAUGAAGUGAUGCAGAACAACCUUGAGUAUUACCGUAACCUACACGGCAUCACAGAGGAACAUCUGGUCGACUUGGAGGAGAGACCACACCAUAAAUAUUUCAUGGAGGGGUACAAAGCCUACGAGAGGGGUGAUUUUGCUGCCGUCAUCGAGAACAUACACAAGGCUCUGGAGCAUUACUGGAAAGUAGACGAGGAAUGCCGGGCGUUAUGCGAAGGAAAGUACGAGAACAGAGAAUUCAUGGACUUGUAUGAAGCUAUAUCCAAUCACUUUGCCUCUGUCUUGUACUGCAAGAGCCAGUGUGAGGAAUGGAACUCCCGAAUGAAAGGGACCGUCAUCGAUAACUACCUGCCGAAUCACUACCAUUACCUGCAGUAUGCAUACCACAAAGAGGGUAGAAUGACAGAGGCAGUGAAUGCUGCGGCCUCAUUCCUGGCUCUGGUACCCAACGACCCCACAAUGACCUCCAACAUGCAUUAUUACGAAGACGAGGAAGGGGUCAGCAAGUACACCGUCCAGCCUGCUGAUGAGGCGGUGGCGUAUCAGCGACGCAAGGACCUGGAGCAGAAGAUGCUGCAGUUUGCUAAGCUCCACUUCUGGGGGGACGAGGACCAGGAGUAUUUAGAGGAGCAUUACCGGAGCACAGCUCAGGCAAUGCUCUACCAAGACCAGGCAGAGCCUAUUAACCCAGACGAGGUCCUCCUGGGUGCGGAGAUCCUGGAAGCCCUCCAAACUGGCCAGAGCUUUGCUGAAAACCAUGCCGACGACCCAGAAGAGGUCAUGACCCCACCCGAGGAAAUCUGGGCCGAUUACACAGACGAGGAAGAGGAGGAGGUGGAUGUGGAACACUUCCCAGAGUACUAUUUUGAGAAGCCGGAAGAGAUUUGGCCAGAGGAUGAAUUUGUUCUGAUGGACGAGGAUGACUUUGGAGACGAGCCUGUGAAGGAGUACUCUCCAGAGCCAGGAGUUCUUUAUGGAGAAGAUGAUGAAGAAGACGAAGAAAGGACUAGAGAUCAUUUCUUGGAUGCAAACGAGAUGGCAGCAUCUGAUGAAGACAAGGAGAGAACUUCAAAUUCUGAAAAAUUCGGCCCGAGAAGCAAAAUGAAGAAGGAUGAUUUUGUUGAUCCCAAUUUGGGUUACCAUGUUGACGACAGCGGCAUCAAGUGGCCAAGCAUUAAGGAUGAUAGUAAGGCCGAGAAACGGCCGGAAGUUCCAACCCAGAGGACAGAUGGGUCCAGGAAUGAAGCAGAUGAUGUGAUGGAAGGGAUAUCAGCACUGGAGGGUCUAAAGAAGUCCUUGUCAAAACAGGAUUUAUUUCCCAGUGGUCCACCGCGGGCGGGGCCGUCCAUACAGGGGCGACGCUACAUAGAAGAUUUUGACAAUGAGCAGGUGAUCGAGGAGCCAAGUUACGUGCCAUCACUGGACGGCGUAAAGCUGUACAUGAACGCUGCCAUGCUGAACGGGACAAAACGCAUGGCUGCAGACAAACUGGCAACACAGAUAGAAUGCGAUAAUUUGAUCAAGCUAAUGGAUAUUGAAUCAAAGAUGGGUGAUGGUUAUAGCGGCAAGGUCUACCCUCAUACCAAAUAUGAAUCCUUCGAAGGGAUGACAGUCCUAGUUGCUGUCAAGGCUGCCAAAGUUGGCCGAGAAAUGAACUUAAGACUCUUCCCCAUUUGUUCUUUGGUGACCAGAUUCUUUACACCUUCCAGAACAGACCUCAGCCACCCAAUCCAUGCAGAUAACUGUAGCUUAGACGAUGCCCACGUGUGCCACAAGACCCCACCCGCCUACACAUGGCGGGACUGGAGCGCCAUACUCUACCUCAAUGAAGACUUUGAAGGAGGGGAAUUCGUGUUUGCACACCCCAACAUGACCUAUCAGGCCCAUUUAAAGCCCAAGUGUGGCCGGCUGGUGGUCUUCUCUGCUGGUGAGGAGAACGUCCACGGUGCCAAGGCAGUCCUGUCUAGCCGUCGGUGUGCUCUUGCUCUCUGGUUCACCGAGGACCCGCGUUACCAGGAGCAGGAGUUCAACAAGGCUGCCGUCUUGUUCAGGGAAACUUGGGAGGAGCAGGAAGCCAUGAAGAAGAGUUGAGGGGCGGCAAAGACAGAGUUAUGAGAAUAACUCAACAUUUAUUACAUAUCUAAAAAAUGGGGGGUUUAUUGGGACUUGAUUCAGGACAAGGCAGAGUGCUGGUCAAAUUGAUAGCAAUUUAUUAUAUAUGGGAAACAUCAUCAGGGAUAAGAUGGGAAUUAAUCUUCAGAGGCUGAAAAAGUGACAAAACAUCAUCUGAAAGUAACUAUGCUGUAAAUAAAGUACAAAACAUUGUAUAUGUUUGGAGAAGUUUUUAUCAGAAAGGCUGUCUUUUUUCGCUUUAUUGACCUACAUCAUGGUGACUUCCAUUCCACAAUACUGCUGCACCAGAGGUACAAAAUGACCGUAUCAUGAUUUUAUUUGAAGAUAGUUUGACAGCAACGCAAGAGGCUGAUUUUGUGCAGUACACUUAUUUUAAUGUUUUAAAAGUUUAAAUAUCAAAGGUAAGAAAUGAUAAAUUGGAGUGAGAUUUGCUCUCCAUGACUUGUGUAAACAAAACUUUGAUGUUAGAAAUUAUAUGCAAUAAAUUAACACUUCGAAGGAUUUAUCUUGAUACCACAGAAAAUGAAAUGAAGAAAGCAGGAGUAACUGAAACUAUUCUUUAGUUACUCUAAGAAUGGCCAUUCACACUUGCACCUGGCGUUGUCUGUCAUAUCAUUAAUGAAGACUGUAGGCCUGCCCAUCUAUCUGAUGGGAUUACAAGAUUAAACGUGAUCGUUCAAGCGUGGCAGAGCUUGACGUCCAAGUGUACAUGUCUCAGUUUUCUACAGAAAUGUAUACCAAUCCGAUGAGAUACAUGUACCAUCACUUUGGUGACUUCAGUAGUGGAUUUCCUUGUAUGUGCUCUAGUUACACCCUGCAAAGCCAUCUUAAGACCAUCACCAGACCUCCAGUCUUAAAUCAAGUUACAAGCCAUUCAAAUGAGCUGCAUCGAAAUCGUUUGAUCCUUUGUCACGUUGUUAGGAGUCUUGUUUCCUGGUGGUUCUGUGAUUGUCUCGACAACGGUGCUGCUUUCUUUUAGAUUAGUUAUUAAAACCCUGGGAAUAGACCUAUCUUCUUCAUGUUAUAAAUACGGACCGUCCGAGUUUGCAGAAACUUCAUCUUAAGCUAGGUAUUAAACAACUGUUGCCAUGGUAUUAGUUUGGUGCUUAAACGUUUUUAAAGUAAUAGGUGUCGGCAGUUUUUAAUAUUUUUUAAUCGUUGUAAAUGUACCGAGGGCCAGCCAUGCUUUGCCAGAAAUUGGGUAGCAAAAACGAUGACUGACGUAAAUCAACAGCGUUUUGUAAAGCCAUCACUUGCCAUCGCUCGCCAUGACAGAAUCUGCCAAUAAUACACACUGCACAGUGAAGAAAGACAUGUUGAAAAAAAGCAGACUUUCAAUGUUUAUGCCGUCCAUCGUAUCAUGCUUCAUGCCAAAUAGUCUCCAUUGUCAGAUGCUACAGUAGCAUCGUUGUAUGAGUAAAAUGCGUGUUGGACAUUUUUUGUUUAAUGUCCAUACCUCAGACCAACUAAUUAAAUCGGCUUGUUUGAAAUAGUGUGCCAUUAUUUAUAUAUGUGUAUUUUUAUUGCUUAGAGUAAGGCAGAAUUUGGCUGUUUGAAAUUGAAUCUUACCUCAUGGCCCUCUGCCAAAGACAGUGACAGUGAGUUAGAAAAGCAUGUCCCCAUCUUAGCGGAUGUCGCUAUAUUCAGAAAAGCAGCACUCCUUACACUGCCAAGAGGAACACAUACAUGCGCAGUGUUUAAAUAGGUCAUUGUGUGUGGGUUAUCAUUCGUUUUCAGCAAAUCAUUCAGCGAGUUCUGUUUUUGUGCCACGUUGUAAUUUUUGUGAUUUCAUUGUUUUUUGUUUAGACGUUUUCAGUUUUACAUAACGAUUAUUUUCUUGAAGCUAAAUCUUGCUCCGGAUGUGGCAAGAAACGCGCUUAAACGCCACAGCAUGCUUUUCAUUCCAGAACGAUUUUUGCACAAAAUUACAAUUUUAAUUUUGAUAUUCAAGAGCGCAAUAAAUUUCAGGAUGAAAAUUGUUUUCUUUCAUUAAAGAAUGCCAGUAUGUGUGCAGGGCACCCGGCCCUGUCAGCGUAGCAACCCUAUCUUACUACCCACCGCUGUAAACCAGGCUUUCCCACCAACAUGGCGACAUUCGAACCGUGGAAGUAAAAUGUCACCGUAUUAUGUAAUAGAUGUACUGUUUUCGCGCCACGUUGUGAUUUUUGUGGUUUCAUUGUUUUUUGUUUCGACGUUUUCAGUUUUACAUAACGAUUGUUUUCUUAAAGCUAAAUCUUGCUCCGGAUGUGGCAAGAAACGCAGUUAAUCGCCACAGCAUGCUUUUCAUUCCAUAACAAUUUUGCACAAAAUUACAAUUUUAAUUUUGAUAUUCAAGAGCGCUGUAAGUUUCAGGAUGAAAAUUGUUUUCUUUCAUUCGAGAAUGCCAGUGUGUGCGCACGGCACCCGGCCCUGUCAGCGUAGCAACCCUAUCUUACUACCCACCGCUGUUAAUAAACGAGGCUUUCCCACCAACAUGGCGACAUUCGAACCGUGGAAGUAAAAUGCUACCGUAUUAUGUAAUAGAUGUGCCAGACUUAUAAGUGAAGUGUAACGUUGAUAACGCAUUUUCAAUGACUUUUUCCAUUCAAAACUCUGUAAAGCCACUCAUGUGUUGAGGAUAUUAAACAACAUGACCGGUGAAGAAACUAAAAAAAAAAAAAAACCAGAAGAGCCAUCCUGAAUUUAAACCAGAGACAUCGUCCACACUUUACCUUUUCCUUGCCCUUUUGCCUAAUGGAAGGGAUGGCUUUCCCGAUCUGUUCCAUAUGCUGGCAUUUUCUUACUCAUGACUCGGCUGUAGCCGACAUGAGCACUAACAUCUUCGAGCUGAGGUAAAAAGAGGUGGUUCGGCGUAAAAUAACCUACCUUUCAAAACAGUCAAACCUCCAAAAUAGAAGCACUGUUUAAUAGAUUUUGCUUAUAACAAAGAUUAUUUAGGUCCCAAUGCAUUAUUUUUCAUUGAUGUUUAGGUUCUAAGUUUAUAAAUAAGGUAAUGUCGAAAGUCCGAAGGACUUCUUAUUCGUGAGGUUCGUCCCCACCAAACUAUUUCCAUUACCGUAUUGCGAAUUUUAUGCAUCAUCCUGCGAGCUUGGUUACGAUUUAUGGUUUGUGAUCACUAUUAUUGCCGUUGUUUCUGCAACUUCAAAAUUUAAGAUGUAACUUAGACAAAAAAAGGCUUGUUUCAAUCACAGGACAAUUUUUGUGUCUAUAUUUUAUGAUACCAACAAUGAAUAUUGUUACUUUUGCGAGGUUUGUAAUGUUGAAAUAUGUACAUUUCUUAGGGGUGAGCGUUUAUAUCCGUUUGUUUGCGUUGCCUUAUCUUUACUGAUAAGGUAGUAACUUUGUUUGAUUUUGCAACAAGAAGACAUCAUCUUGCUAUUUAAUUGUAUGUUCCUGUUUUUACAUCUGGAAGUACUUGUAAAUAAAAGAAUAUGAAUUGAA
This is a messenger RNA of Acanthaster planci (crown-of-thorns starfish), 6306 nucleotides long. RefSeq names its product prolyl 3-hydroxylase 1-like. Gene Ontology annotation, molecular function: iron ion binding; oxidoreductase activity, acting on paired donors, with incorporation or reduction of molecular oxygen; L-ascorbic acid binding. Gene Ontology annotation, biological process: collagen metabolic process. The record is from RefSeq and is a predicted model, not a curated record. NCBI's taxonomy places the organism in Eukaryota, Metazoa, Echinodermata, Asteroidea, Valvatida, Acanthasteridae.